Grosmannia clavigera kw1407 is the source of this 1272-nucleotide messenger RNA. RefSeq names its product lipase 1. Lineage: Eukaryota; Fungi; Ascomycota; Sordariomycetes; Ophiostomatales; Ophiostomataceae. Bases 1 to 1272 code for a protein of 423 amino acids. Gene Ontology annotation, molecular function: triacylglycerol lipase activity. The record is from RefSeq and is a predicted model, not a curated record. Gene Ontology annotation, biological process: lipid catabolic process. The transcript has 2 exons.
AUGUACCCCCUCCGCUCGCUGCUGCUGGCAGGCCUCUGCCUGUGCGCCCAGGUGUCUGCUGCUCCCCUCGUGAAGCGCGGGUCCUCGGCAAUCACCCUCACGGAGCCAAUUGCCCCCCGUGACGAUCCGUGGUACUCGGAACCCGAUGGCUUCGAGAACGACGCUCCCGGCACCAUUCUGCGCAUCCGCAAGGCCCCGGGCAACCUGACGACCAUCACCACCAACUGCUCGGCCGCCUACAACAUCCUCUACCGCACCACCAACAGUCUGUACAAGCCGACGUGGGCUGUAACCACGCUGUUCGUUCCCAAGAACCACACCGAUGCCCUGCUGUCGUACCAAAUCCCCUACGACACCGCCGACCUCAAUGCCAGCCCCAGCUACGCCCUGUACUCGAAUACACCUACCGACGUGACCGCCUCGCUGGGCAAAGGCUGGUUCGUCAACGUGCCGGACUAUGAGGGCCCCCUAGCCAGCUUCACCGCUGGCGUCCUGUCUGGUCAUGCCACCAUUGACGCUGUCCGCGCCGUGCUUUCAGCUAAGGAAUGCCUCAAACUUCCUGACGGGCUGAAAUACGCCCUGUGGGGAUACUCUGGUGGUGCUCUCGCCAGCGAGUGGGCGGCUGAGCUGCAGGUUCAAUACGCCCCCGAGCUAACCUUUAGCGGCGUGGCCCUAGGCGGUCUUACGCCCAACAUCACCAGCGUCCUGACGACGAUCAACAACAAGCUCAUGGCCGGUCUGGCAGUGUCUUCCAUCAUUGGCACGUGCAACCAAUACCCUGAGAUUAUGGCAAUGCUCGAGUCCAAGCUCAAGCCGACUGGCGAUCUCAACAGCACCAGCUUUCUGGCGGCCCAGAACAUGACCCUGACCGAGACUCUUGUGGCUUUCGCCGGCAAGAACAUCUCUGCCUUCUUUGUCGAUGGCGAGAUGGACAUCCUUAACCCGAUUACCGACAAGCUCAUUAGCAAGGACGGAAUCAUGGGCUACCACGGCGUCCCGCAGGCCCCCAUCUUCGCGUACAAGGCUGUUGAGGAUGAGGUCAGCCCCAUCGCUGACACCGACAAGCUGGUCACGUCAUACUGCGCCAUGGGUGCCAACAUCUUGUACCAGAGAAACAGCAUUGGCGGUCAUUCGGCCGAGCAGACCAACGGCCGUGCAGCUGCUUCUGCUUGGCUGGACAGCGUUCUGGGGGGCACCUAUUCGAAGACGUACAACACGACUGGCUGCACAAUCCAGGAUGUGGCCCUGAAUGUCACAUCCUCGCCCUACUAG